AAGUGAGGAUUGUUUGGUAAUUGAACUGAAAAAAUUUACUUGAAAUCGAACAACAGGCCAUGCCUCAAGCACAGGAAAAAGCAAAUUAAGAAGCAAUUCAAAAAUGAGUUCCACUCAAAACCAGGGAGCACCCUCGUCCAUUAAUGAAGAAGAUGACGAUGCAUGUCUCUAUGCCAUGCUACUGUCAAGCUCUCACGUAUUUCCCAUGGUACUACACGCUGCCAUUGAGCUCAACCUGUUUGAGAUCAUUGCUAAGGCAAGCCCCAAUGCUUACAUGUCGCCCUCUGAGAUUGCUUCUCAGCUUCCUACACAAAGCCCUGAUGCUCCUUAUAUGCUAGAUCGCAUGCUGCGUUUACUUGCUAGCUACUCACUUCUUACUUGCUCUAUGCGAACCUGCGAAGAUGGAAGUGUUGAGAGACUUUAUCGAGUCUCAACAGCUGGCAAGUUCUAUGUUCAGGAUGAAGAUGGAGGAUCUGCGGGUUCAAUCUCAUUGUUUGCUUUACAUAAAGCCACAGUAGAGGUUUGGCUACAUUUUAAGGAUGCUAUCCUUGGAGGAGGUAAUCUUUUUCAAAAAGUCCAUGGAAUGUCCAUCUUCCAAUACAUGAAAGCUGAUCCAACAUUGAAUAAUUUUUUUAACAAGGCAAUGGCUGAUCUCUCGGGAAUACAUAUGAAAAAAAUUCUUGAGAAAUACGAAGGAUUUGAGGGGAUAUCAUUGUUAGUUGAUGUUGGUGGUGGCACUGGAGCAAGCCUCAACAUGAUCAUUUCCAAGUACCCUUCCAUUAAAGGCAUCAACUUUGAUUUGCCUCAGGUGAUACAACACGCGCCAUCUUAUCCAGGUAUUGAGCAUGUUGGAGGGGAUAUGUAUGUAAGUGUUCCAAAAGGCGACGCCAUUAUGAUAAAGGGUACAUGUCAUAACUGGAACGAUGAACAGUGCAUAAAACUUUUGAAGAACUGCAAUAAUGCACUGCCAGAGAUUGUAAAGGUGAUUAUCAUGGACUUAAUAAUGCCAGAGGCACCAGAAGCGAGUAAUGCUGCUAAGUAUGUUUCAAUGCUUGAUAAUGCCAUGUUUAUUCAACCUGGAGGGAAGGAAAGAACUGAGAAAGAGUUUGAGGCCUUGAGCAAGGCUUCUGGAUUUUCAGGUUUUAAGGUUAUUUGUCGUGCCUUUACUGUCUUGGGAGUCAUGGAACUUUACAAAUAAGUCUUCAACUAUCUUCUUUGAACUCUUGUUUUUCUAGUUUCAUUGCUAAUAAGUCGUGGAACUUUAUGUUCAGGCUGUGAGGCCUUGUGCAAGGCUUCUGGAUUUUCAGGUUUUAAGGUUAUUUGUUGUGCCUUUACUGUGUUGGGAGUCAUGGAACUUUACAAAUAAGUCUUCAACUAUCUGCUUUGAACUCUUGUUUCAUUGUUAAUAAGUCAUGGAACUUUGAGUGUA
Messenger RNA from Quercus robur (English oak), 1429 nucleotides. Its product is annotated as caffeic acid 3-O-methyltransferase-like. The coding region runs from base 104 to 1198 and encodes 364 amino acids. The transcript is spliced from 4 exons. Lineage: Eukaryota; Viridiplantae; Streptophyta; Magnoliopsida; Fagales; Fagaceae. Gene Ontology annotation, molecular function: protein dimerization activity; S-adenosylmethionine-dependent methyltransferase activity; O-methyltransferase activity. Gene Ontology annotation, biological process: methylation. The record is from RefSeq and is a predicted model, not a curated record.